Fusarium vanettenii 77-13-4 is the source of this 996-nucleotide messenger RNA. RefSeq lists its product as uncharacterized. The transcript has a single exon. The coding region runs from base 1 to 996 and encodes 331 amino acids. NCBI's taxonomy places the organism in Eukaryota, Fungi, Ascomycota, Sordariomycetes, Hypocreales, Nectriaceae. The record is from RefSeq and is a predicted model, not a curated record. Gene Ontology annotation, biological process: secondary metabolic process.
AUGGUUACCUACACCGAAAUCAAAGCUUCCAACUCUCUCAUCAACGAUGCCACAGCCCCGAGCGUCGCCGUCUUUAUCGGCGGCACGUCAGGCAUCGGAAAACUUACAGUCAAAGCCCUGGUCGCGACCGGUUCUAGCGUCAGAAUCUACUUGAUUGGCCGCAAGAGUUCCGAAGAGCGAUCGCGUGCUUUCAUUGAGGAGCUGCGUGUCGUCAAUCCCAAGGCUGAAGUCAUUUGGACUGAGGGUGAUGUCUCGUUACUUGCCGAAACCAAGAGGUUAUGCGAGGUUAUCAAGAAUAAAGAAUCACGCAUCGACUUGAUGUUCCUUACACCUGGUUACGCACCAUUUGGCGCUCGUGAGGAGACAUCCGAGGGCUUGGAAAUCGUCCAGAGUUUGGCCUACUACUCGCGCAUGCUCUUCAUCCUCCAUUUUCUUCCCCUCCUCCGCGAAGCCGAAGCCCCAAGAGUCGUCAGCGUCCUUGGAGGCGGUCUAGAAACGAAGUCCCUGGAACUCGACGACAUUGAACUCAAGAAGCCCAAGAAUUUCGGCCCCGGAAAGGUUCAGCUUCAAGUCCUCACCAUGAACACCAUGACGCUUGAUAAGCUUGCCGCUGAAAACCCUGACGUGACCUUCAUCCACUCUUGGCCUGGAUGGGUCAACACAGGAAACGUGAACAGGGGUGUUGACCAGGGCACUUUCAUGUCCUGGUUCGUCUGGCUCAUCCUCGAGCCUCUCAUCUCUCUUUUCUCGUUCAGCGACGAAGAGUCUGCACAGAGGCACUUGUUCCAGAGUACCAGUGCUGCUUUUGGUGGUCGUGGAGUGCCAUGGACUGGAAAGCAGGGUGUGAACUCGCUGGAGAAGCAGGAGAACGGGUUGUUCAUCGUCAACUACAAGUGUGAUUGCACUCCGCAUGCCAAGGUCGUGUCGGUACUCCGAGAGAAGGCGCAGAAGCGGGUUUGGGACCACACACAGGAAGUACUUGGGCCAUACCUGUAA